AGGGAGGAGGGAAAGGAAGCACGCUUACCCAAAAAAAAAGCACUUGCAGGGUUAAAAAAAGAAAGAAAGUGUUGUAAAAUGUCACGGCAAGUCUAAUAGAUUUAUAGAGAAGUCUGGUAGGAGUCAGUAAUCACCUGAGUUGUGUGAUGUAGCCUGAAAGUUAACUUUUUUUUAUAGUGGCGAGGCAUAGUUUCACAACAGGACUGAAACCAAGAUGAGUUGUUCAAUGAGGAGGUGCGAUCAUGAAACUCAACAGGUAGCAAUUACAACUCAAAACAACGAGGCUUAGAAGAACCAACUGGAAAAUCCUUCAAUGAGGAAGCUAAUGCUUCCUCUGUCACUGAAACACCACCGGACAAACUGCACGAGUGCACACUAACUGGCCUAGCAGGACUUCCUGAAAAGGUCAUGGCCUUACCCAGUUGAUCAGAUACAAUGAAGAGACUGGAUGAUGAGCCCACAAAGAGUGGGAACAGGACGAGCCUUUCUGACAAGCUCACCAAUGGUGACUUAGUGACUCAGAGAAGCCCUGUGGCUUUAUUGCAGGGGUUACGGCUGUGUCAGGAGGCGUGGAACCCGGGAAGUCCGUGGGACAGACAGGGAGCCCAUGCUGCUCUGUGGGGCAGGCCACCAGGGAGUUUCCUGGUGGUGUCAGAUUCUUCUUCUGAGAAUAAACUCCUGUGUGUGUCCGUCGAUGACCAAAGCAAGAAAAUACAAGACUUUACCAUCAUACAAGCUGGUCCAGCACAGCGCCUGAAUACAUCUCACCUGGCCUUUUCUGACCUGCUGCAGCUGGUGGUCUUCUACACAUUAAGCAGAGAUGUGUUGCCAUUGUGCUUGUGGGUUCCUUCAUGGGUGUGUGGCUUAAUCAAACAGCCAGAACAUCUUGUUUCACAACUGGGUCCAAGGGCCUGGCUUUGCCCCUCAUCAGAUCUGUGGCCAGGCACAAUGAGUCCAGGAACACCAGACUCUCAGGAAACUGUAAUGUGCACCAUACAGCUAACAGCAGCCAAUGGUGCACUCUGCUUCAUCAAUCCUCUGUAUCUCCAAGAGCACGGAGAUGAAUGGCUGACAAAUUCCUCAGUCAGCGCAAAUCUCAUGAAUCGCACCUUCACUUCCAAGCGCGACAGGCGGCUGAGUGCAGCAAGAGCUUGGAAAGGGGCGGGGCUUAAGAAACGAACUGAGUCAGUGGACGAAUCCUCUGGAAGUUUCGACAACUCAGGAUCUCUUGCCCAGAACCCAGUUUCUCCAGUGUCCCAAACUGGAGUAGUCCUGCGCAGAGCAAGCACUUCCAGUACCACAGAUCCUCAAAGGAGAAUAAGUACAGAUUCAAUUGGCAGCCCUGUCCCGCAAUCCCCGCACCGAGUGUCUUGGGUUGAGGACAAAGUCUGGAUGAACCCACCUGCUCCUUUAUCCCUGCUCCACCCGCCAUGCCUAGAAUUUGAUUCUCUGUCAAUAAGCAGCAUAGAAGAAGAGCCUGAUCAGGAGCCACCUGCAAGUCACUCCUGUGUGCAAAACUCACCUCGCCUCCCACUGGCUGACAAGGUUAAGAACAGGCUUUCAGCAGUUGGCCAGGCUCUGGGUGGCUUCAUUAACCCACAGAAACGUCUGAGCAACCGCGUGCAGGAAAUGAGCGAACGUAAGGGUGGUUCCUUUGCAGAAGCUCUACGGGGAUUUGUGGACCAGACGCUGAAAACUAGAGCUGUUUGUGGAGUGACAAGUACAGAGAUGCUGCAGGAAGUGCGUUCCUCCCUCACAGCUCUGAGGGAUAUGUUGUAUGACUCUGUGGAAAUCCAGGUCAUCAUAGAAUCUCUGGGAGAUGUACCUGAUUUUGAGCUGGAUACCAUGCUGGAGCAAGCCUUGCAUAAAGUGGCGCUGAAGCCAUUGUAUUCCCAUUUGUACGAGAUAAUGAAGACGACACGACAGCAGGAUGGCAGCCUACAGCGUCUGCAAGCAAACCAGAACAUGCUUAUGGACCGAAGCCUGGAAGAACUGGAGGGGACGGUGGGUGCGGGUGUGCCUGAUGCGGCCAUGUUGGAGAAGAUCCAGCAGCGCUGGGCAACCAUGCACCAACAAUACUCACCCCAAAAGAAGGUGGAAAUGCUGCUUAAAGUCUGCAAAAACAUUUACCACAGCAUGACUGUCAAUGCCAAGCCUGGUGUGGUUUUCGGAGCGGAUGACUUCCUGCCCUGUCUGACGUGGGUAUUACUGCGCAGCGAUGUUGUUACUUUGCAGAUAGACACGGACUACAUGAUGGAGCUACUGGAUCCUUCUCAGUUACAGGGAGAAGGUGGAUAUUACCUGACAUCCCUCUACGCCUCCUUGUUUUACAUUAGCAGCUUCCGAUCUCGUUUGGCGACACGUCAGCUGAGUGCUGAAGCCCAGAAGUCCCUCAGCCAAUGGCAUCGCAGACGCACGCUCCACUGCAACCAAUCACGGCGCAGCAGGAAUCGCAGGACCAUCAGGAGACACAAAAGUGGCGAAAGAGCCAAUGAGGACUCAGAUGAGAUGAACACAAGUGCAUCCAAAGAGAGAGACAGAGACUUAACUUAUGCUGGUAAUGUGACAGAGACACUGCAGGAAAAGAAUGAGGAGCAAUAUAGAGCAUCCGAGGAUUAAUAGCAACAAAAAAAAAACACCUCUGAGGCUGGGUAUUAGCAGAAUAAUAUUAACAUUAAAACUGCCUUGCACUUUUGCCUUAUGUUUAUGAAAACUGUACAGAAAUGUAAACAAUUCCCCUGUGCCAAACUACACAAUUAUUGGUCUUGGGUUUCUUCUUUUUUUUUUUUUUUUUACACCAUUUAUGAGGCCUUAAUGCAACCAUUUCAUGAAGCCUACAGACCAUGAACUGUAUAAGAUAUGGAAAUGUGU
This is a messenger RNA of Clarias gariepinus (North African catfish), 2871 nucleotides long. It is a transcript of the gene rinl, whose product is annotated as Ras and Rab interactor-like. The transcript is spliced from 12 exons. Gene Ontology annotation, cellular component: endocytic vesicle; cytosol. Bases 436 to 2619 code for a protein of 727 amino acids. Lineage: Eukaryota; Metazoa; Chordata; Actinopteri; Siluriformes; Clariidae. Gene Ontology annotation, molecular function: small GTPase binding; guanyl-nucleotide exchange factor activity. Gene Ontology annotation, biological process: vesicle-mediated transport. The record is from RefSeq and is a predicted model, not a curated record.